Pristis pectinata (smalltooth sawfish) is the source of this 2660-nucleotide messenger RNA. Its product is annotated as caspase-3-like. NCBI's taxonomy places the organism in Eukaryota, Metazoa, Chordata, Chondrichthyes, Rhinopristiformes, Pristidae. The record is from RefSeq and is a predicted model, not a curated record. Gene Ontology annotation, cellular component: cytoplasm. Bases 249 to 1109 code for a protein of 286 amino acids. The transcript has 7 exons. Gene Ontology annotation, biological process: positive regulation of apoptotic process; neuron differentiation; erythrocyte differentiation.
CCUGCGCGCAGAGACUCUUAGCGUCGCUUCCUCUCUCGCUCGAGUUCCAGCGCGCAAGUCGGGCGAUGUGUGCCCGUUGAUGUUGUCACAAAGGGACAACGUCACUGGGGGUGGAGGAGCCGGAGUGGGCAGCGGGGCGGCGGUCUGAAGCUGUGAGGCGGCUGAGCUGAGCCAUAUCUUCGGUCGCCUGGUGAACGGCUCGGCACCAAGCGCGCAGUCCGCGGAUACUGGAAGUCCCAGCAGAAGCAAUGGCUAAUGAGGGAACAAUGUCUGGAGGUGACACUAUUGAUGCAAAGUCCAGCACAAUCGGUGAAGGAAGCCAAAAACAGUUUGCCGAUGAAGUGGGUAGAAAAUCUGACGAUCCAGCUAUGAAAUAUAACAUGAACUACCAACAUAUUGGCACAUGCAUCAUUUUUAACAAUAAGAAUUUCCAUCCAGGAACAGGCAUGACUAAACGCAGUGGUACAGAUAAAGAUGCUGGUAAUUUGAUGAAGACUUUCAAAAACUUGGGUUUUCACGUUGAAGUUCAUAAUGAUCAGACGUGUGAACAGAUGUGUGAAAAGCUAACUAGUGUUGCCAAGAAUGAUCACAGCCAAGUGGCGGCUUUCGUCUGUAUUUUUCUUAGUCAUGGAGAAGAAGGAUUGCUGUAUGGAACAGAUGGCUGCGUAGAAAUUAAGAAAUUCACUAGUAUUUUUAGAGGAGAUCAAUGCCGAUCUCUAGUUGGCAAGCCAAAGUUGUUUUUUAUACAGGCCUGUCGAGGAAGUGAAUUUGAUGGAGGUGUUGAAACAGAUGCAGUUGAAGUGGAUAGCAAUGAAGUGAGUGCAUCCCUGCAAAAAAUACCUAUAGAGGCUGACUUCAUGUAUGCUUAUUCCACAGCACCUGGCUAUUACUCUUGGCGAAAUACAAGCAAUGGUUCCUGGUUUAUUCAGUCAUUAUGCCAUGUACUGGAUAAAUAUGGCAAGAAGCUUGAACUCAUGCAGCUGUUGACCAGAGUCAACAACAAAGUGGCACUAGAAUUUGAAUCUAAUACUGAUGUAGUGCACUUCCGUGCAAAGAAACAAAUUCCUUGCAUCAUUUCUAUGCUAACAAAGGAAUUUUAUUUUACUUAAGACAGCUGUAGAAAUGUAUGAAAAUUGCAGAAAUUCUAUGCAGAAUUAUUUCAAAAGUAAUUUUCUUAGACUUUAUAAUGAUUUGCCUGUCAGCAGAGAAAAUAUCCAUUUUAACCAAGAUAGCCAUUCAUAUUGUUCUGUACUGGUUAUUUUGAUUCUCAAACCUAUUCUGUUAAAUAGUUGAAUAUAAUCUUUUCCACAAAUUUGGAAGUUAUCUGUUUGAGUUUCAUUAAGAGCAAAGUGCUAGAUUUUAAAGACUUUUUAAUUUUAAAAGGACUUCAUUAUAAAUUUAGUGGAAAAGUUGCUUUUGAUAAAAUUAUGGUUUGAUGAACAUAACAUAUUGUGAAUAUGUAUGAACAGAUCAUUGUUUUUCAGUUUUUCAUAACUGACUUGGGUACAGUUAAGCAGCUGGACUUGGUUUAUUUUCACCUCAAAAUUGGCAGUUCAAGCUGCAGUUGAGAGAAGUGAAAUCUGGAUGAUGUUUCAGCAUGCAGGGGUAAAGCUAAACUGUUAAAUUGCCAUCUUUUAAACAAGGAUUUAAACAAAGGCCCAGUCUUGACCCUGCUUCCCUCUAAAUCUCAUGGCACUAUUCAAAAUCAACCAAGGAAUUCUCCAAAUGUCUUGGCCAACAUUUGUGGACCACAUUUGCUCGUUUUAAUAUCACUAAAAUAAAGUAAUUGAUCAUUUAUUGUGCAGCCAUUUGCAGGAUUGGCUGCCAUGGUUAACUCCAUUGCAACUACUUACAUUUCAAAAGGAUUUUAUUGGCUGUGAAGUAUUGUGAUAUCUUUGGGUAAUAAAAGUUGCUAAAUAAUAAAAGUUUGAAUAUUUGAGUGGAGGUCUGCUGACUAAUUGUUCAGCAAUUGCAUACCCAACUUCUCAGGAAAAUUUUUUGCUAUCAGCUUCAAAGGUUGGAGGUAUCUGACCAAACUAUCAUCUAUGUUGUUCGACAUAUCCAAGUACUAAAAUAUGCAACUCUUGCUCUAUGUGCAAUUCUUAUAAAACAAAGUCAGACUACAAAUCCAAGUUAAUCAUAGAAGUCUGUAUCUUUCACAGUGUAUUUAGACAGUCUUAGUAUGGGAUUAGCAAGACUGAAAUCUUGAAUAGGUAACAUACAUUCUGAAAACCUUUUCCUUAGUUUGUCACCCAGAAUUCAGUGUUAUUUCCUGCUGAAUGAUGAGCGCAACCAACCAGCAUCUCCAUUGGACUCUUAGCCUCAGUGUGGUCAUUUGUUAAUCUCUGAUCUGUGUCUUUUUCUCCUUUCCAUCUUGUGGAGAGGAUGGGAAGUUUAGCCAUUGAGUUUGAUUCAGUGCCUUCCCCUCAUGAUAAUUGAUAUCAUGGAUAUAAACCUCUUCUUCAGUGGUAGGCACGGCAAAUUUAUACAUUAAAAAUUGUUUAAUGAAUUCAAAUUGUAUUUGUCUUUAAAUAUUUCAAAUAUUGUUUACUGAAAGUAUACAACGUCUUGUUAAUUUAGCACUAUGACUAAACUUCAAAGUGCUUGGUAAAUUUUGAAUAAAAAUUCAUUGAUGACAAACAUUGCAAAAGAUAUUAUUU